GUUUGUCUCGAGAAUCAAUCAAUCGCGGUCGCUUUUCUCACACACUCUCUCUCGUCUCCGCAAGAGCUUUAAAAGUCGAAGAGUAACACACACCUCCAUCAUCGUGAUCGCGUGCACGACAACACUUUUGAGUAAUUGUACGAAGGUGCACGCGCGUGAACAAAUAAAGUGGAACAAGGACUGAAGAAGUAAAUUUUCUUCCCAAAAAAGAAAAGGAUUUUUAAGGAAUAUUUUUUACGCGGGAAAAACAUUGUGAAUCAUGGAGAAUUUGGACGAAACUGCCGUACAAAAAUUCUACAAUGGGAAGAGUAUCUUCAUGACGGGAGGCACUGGAUUCCUUGGCAAAAUAAUCAUGGAGAAGCUGCUGCGGACAUGCCAGAUCGACACAAUUUACCUUUUAAUACGAAGCAAGAAAGGCAAGGAUAUCCACACACGGGCUGAGGAUCUCUUCGAUGACGUCCUGUACGAUCGCCUACGGCAGCACAACCCAAAAUUUCGCCACAAAAUCCACCCAAUUGCCGGAGAUUGUGCCCUACCUGGCCUCGGGAUCUCUGCACACGAUCGCGAGGUAAUUUGCAAGUCAGUCAACGUGGUAUUCCACGUAGCAGCCACUGUGCGCUUCGAUGAGAAACUCAACAUUGCCAUGGGGAUCAAUGUGAGGGGUACGAAAGAAAUUCUUGAACUUUGCCGCGGAAUUGAGCACCUCAAGGCCGUUGUGCACGUUUCAACGGCCUAUGCGAAUUGCAAUAGACCUGAUAUUGAUGAGAAAUUCUACACGUACCCCAUUACUGGAGCUGAAGCCCUCAAAACGUACGAAGGCUUAGACGAUGAGACCCUCGAGAGGAUUGGGAGCGAACAUUCAAAGAGCUGGCCCAACACCUACACCUACACAAAAGCCCUAGCUGAGGAUCUCAUUAGAACAGACUCCAAAGGACUUCCAGUUGCCAUUGUGAGACCAGCAAUUGUUCUGCCUACGGCGAAAGAACCAAUCGCAGGAUGGAUUGAUAAUCUGUACGGGCCAACGGGAAUGGUUGUUGGCGUAGGUGCUGGACUAAUUCACGUAUGUCACGUGCACAGGGAUAACAAAGCCGAACUUGUACCCGUAGAUAUGUGCGUGAAUGCCAUUCUUGUGUGUGCCAAAGAUAGGGCAACGCGUGAACACAAAGAAGUACCAAUUGUGAAUUUUGUAACAACGGCAGAGAAUAAAAUUCGUUGGAGACAGUACAUAGACUACGCCUGGUCGUAUGGAUCACAAGUUCCAACACUUAAGAGUAUUUGGUACACAGUAUUCACCGUGACAGACUCUCAUUUAAUCUUCAGUCUUCUGUGGUUUCUCUACCAUACCCUACCGGCCUUUUUUAUGGAUAUUUGUUUCCGACUUGUGGGGAAACGCCCCAAAAUGGUGGAUAUUUACAGGAAAGUUAAGAAAUUCAGCGAUGCCAUCUUAUUCUUCACGCACACAAAGUUCACCUUCACCAGCACGAACAUGGAGGCCCUGUGGGAGAACCUAAGUGCCCGUGAUAAGGAGAUUUUCUACUUUGACAUGGCUAAACUCAAUUGGAGCAGCUACAUUAAGGACAGUGUUGAGGGUACACGGCAGUACCUCCUUAAGGAUCCUCUGUCAACCAUUAAAGCGGCAAAGAAGCGACAGCAACGCUUCAAAGUCAUGCACUACUUCCUCGUUUACACACUCUAUGCCGUCCUAGGAAUGCUCGUUACCCUACUACUCAUGAAACUCCUCCUGCCCUCCACGUAGUCUGUGUGCCCACCUGUACCCCCAACUGUUUUGUUUUAAAGUCUCUCCUCUCUUGCUCCCAAAUCAAUCAUCAGGAGUGCAACGGUUGGGGCCUAGGCAACGACUAAUCCUUGUUAAAUUAAACUUGGUUUUUACAAAAUAAAUUAAUCUUGGGGUUAAA
Lutzomyia longipalpis is the source of this 1916-nucleotide messenger RNA. Its product is annotated as fatty acyl-CoA reductase wat-like. Gene Ontology annotation, biological process: long-chain fatty-acyl-CoA metabolic process. Gene Ontology annotation, molecular function: alcohol-forming very long-chain fatty acyl-CoA reductase (NADP+) activity. The record is from RefSeq and is a predicted model, not a curated record. NCBI's taxonomy places the organism in Eukaryota, Metazoa, Arthropoda, Insecta, Diptera, Psychodidae. Gene Ontology annotation, cellular component: peroxisome. The transcript is spliced from 6 exons. The coding region runs from base 260 to 1756 and encodes 498 amino acids.